Acromyrmex echinatior (Panamanian leafcutter ant) is the source of this 2340-nucleotide messenger RNA. Its product is annotated as nose resistant to fluoxetine protein 6. Gene Ontology annotation, molecular function: acyltransferase activity, transferring groups other than amino-acyl groups. NCBI's taxonomy places the organism in Eukaryota, Metazoa, Arthropoda, Insecta, Hymenoptera, Formicidae. The record is from RefSeq and is a predicted model, not a curated record.
UUUGACAGUUGUGCAGAUUGAGGGUUAAUAGUUACAUACUUAUGAAAAAGUUAUGUGCAGUACUGUGCAGUAAUACACACUUGUGCAGUAAAAAAUUUUGUUAUAAAACUAUCUUGCUCUUCUGCAAUUUAAAAAUAAUUUUAUGAUUGUUGUACAUAGAUAUUUAUCAAAAAUGAAGAAAUAGAAGUGAUUCUUACAGAUUAAAGCAUUAUGAAGCAACGGCAACUUGUGUUUAUUUUAUGUGUUUUGACAAACCUAACUACGUUGUUUUGUGUCUCUGCAUAUACUCAUGAAAUUACUCGUGUUCAGACACUGCCUGCUUAUAUCAUUGCUUCGAAAAAUGAUCUCAGCUCGACAAAAUGUGGAAAGGAAUUACAGAAUUUUCGAAAUGCUGUUGAUCAACGAAUACCAUGGAGCUUGAAAAUGUUAGAUUCCAGUGGCGGAUUUGAAUCAGGUUUUCUGUAUGGUAAUACUUAUUGGCUAGGUAGUCGUAGCCAGUGUCUCGAUACGAUGAAUACGGCUCCUUUACAGAUCGCAGAACAGAAAAUAUCAAAUAUUACGCUAUAUCGUGAUCCGCAUAAAGAGUUUCCGCCUUUCGAAGUAAAUUACUUCGUUGCUCAUCUGAGACAUAAUAGUACUCUUAAAUAUUAUGUAAAUGUAUUUAACGAGGAUGUGAUUUCGCUCGGACUUUGUUUACCAGCAUCGUGCACUAUAAAUGAAGUAAUUCUUAUUUUGGAAAGAGUAUUUCAUAAUAAAAUUACUUUAAUUGAUGAUCUUUAUUCCGUGGAUUUCCAAUUAAUUCAAGUUAAAAAUCUAAAAGAUAAUAAUGAAUGGCUAUCCAGCAAUGCCUUAUUUUUGGUCGGUAUAGCCUUGGCGUUUACUUUUUUUAUGGUAACAAUUGGAACAUUAUAUGAUAUAUUCGUUCAUCAAAAACAUAUGAAGGAAAAUGCAACAAAUAAUGGCAAUGUGAAAUACGUAUCCAAGGAUAUAAAUACGAAAAUAAAUUUGUUUUCACAUCAAGAAAAUAUAAUUGGAGGCAUCUUAAUAUGUUUCUCCGUUUAUACAAAUACGAAAGAAAUAUUUUGCACAAAAUUAGAUACUGGUACAAUAUCCGCCCUCCAUGGCGUAAGAUUUCUAGGCAUGUGUUGCAUAAUCAUGUCCCAUACAAUUGUUUAUGCAAUGGAUUUUAUUGACAAUAAAAUAUGGGUGUGGAGGAGACAGUUUUACCAUCUUAACAAUUAUAUAGUUGGUAUUAGAAUUGUAUCAAUCGACUUUUAUUUUCUUUUAAGCGGAUGUUUAGUGACUUAUAUAUAUUUGAUGAGCAAAAUGAACAAAAGACUUGAGUCGACUAAUAGAGAAAAGUUAAUUGAAUUAUUUGUUCAUAUAAUAAAAAGAUUUAUUCGACUGACACCGGCUUACAUGAUGGUGUUAGGUAUAUUUCAAUUAAGCUCGGUUUGGUUUGAUAAGACGUCCCAAUUUUAUGUGAGCGAAAAGUCGCAUGAAACUUGCGCUAAGUAUUGGUGGAGAAAUCUUCUAUACAUAAAUAAUUUUUUUGGUCUUGAUGCAAUGUGCAUGAGUUGGAGCUGGUAUAUAGCUAAUGACAUGCAAUUGUAUGUAAUUGCUAUGACAUUAUUGAUUUUAUCGACUGCAUAUUUCUACACCGCUGUUACGAUAUUGGGUGCACUUUUAAUUGGCUCAAUUAUUCUUAGCGGUUAUACUUCUUACGUUUAUGAAAUUGUACCAUUUCAGACAUUCAAUGAACGUUCGAAAGAGUUUAGAGAUGUCUUUUACUUCUUACCAUGGUUCAGAAUAAGUCCAUACAUUAUUGGAAUAAUUACAGGUUAUAUUUUAACAAAAAAUUUGAUCUUAAAAAAGAAAAUUGUAAUUUCGUGUUGGUGUCUUGCUAGCGCUUGCUAUGUUUUUGUAUUUAGUCUUUAUGAGAGACACAUGUCCGUUUUGGCUACUGCAAUUUAUAUUGCAUUGUACAAAAUAUUCUGGGCAAUACCUAUAGCAUUAAUUAUAAUAAUAUCUUUUAUUAAAAAUGGAGACAUUAUUACUCGAUCUUUAUCAUUUAAAAUCUGGGUUCCAUUUAGCAGACUCACGUAUUGUGCUUAUCUUUUACAUCCUGUUAUCAUACGAUCGAUUUACUUAAGCCGUGAAACAACAGUUCACUUUGAAUUUUUAUUUAUAAUGGUUACGGGUGUGGGAUAUAUUGUGAUUAGUUAUUUUUGCUCUUACAUAUUGUCUGUGAUAGCAGAAAUACCUUAUAUCUUGUUAAUGCGAAUGUUCAUUCAAUAUCGUAUCAUAAACAAGUAUAAGUUUGAUAUAAAAAUAUCGUAA